This is a messenger RNA of Homalodisca vitripennis (glassy-winged sharpshooter), 1533 nucleotides long. Its product is annotated as acyl-CoA Delta-9 desaturase-like. The record is from RefSeq and is a predicted model, not a curated record. NCBI's taxonomy places the organism in Eukaryota, Metazoa, Arthropoda, Insecta, Hemiptera, Cicadellidae. The coding region runs from base 99 to 1208 and encodes 369 amino acids. Gene Ontology annotation, biological process: unsaturated fatty acid biosynthetic process. Gene Ontology annotation, molecular function: stearoyl-CoA 9-desaturase activity; iron ion binding. Gene Ontology annotation, cellular component: endoplasmic reticulum membrane. The transcript is spliced from 6 exons.
UUAUGCCUCAUUUGUGCCAUCGAUGGUGAGGGGUAUAGUCGAAACUUGCUGUAAGUGUGGUAUAUCUUCCAAUGCUCUAGAUUUUUAAUUCCAAGAAAAUGUCCUGUCAGAUCAGAGCAACGUCUGGUGUUGUGGUGGAGAAUAAUGAAGUGUAUCAAGAAGCUGAAUUCGAUAGUUCAGAUGUGAACAGGAAGUUUAAAGCUGAAAUUGUAUGGAAGAAUGUUCUCUAUCUGUCAUACUUCCACAUAGCUGGGCUGUACGGCUUCUACCUGAUGCUCACCAGCGCCAAGAUUGCAACAUCUCUGUUCGCCGUGUUCAUAUUCAUUGCGUCAGGCUUAGGGGUUACGUGCGGUGCCCACCGUCUCUGGACCCACAGAGCCUUCAAGGCCAACCUCGGUCUCAGGAUUGCGCUUAUGAUUUUAAACUGCAUGGCAUUUGAGGACAGUGUGUACGAAUGGGCUAGGAACCACCGAGUUCACCACAAGUACAGCGAGACAGAUGCUGAUCCUCACAACUCUAGACGAGGGUUCUUCUUCUCUCAUGUCGGCUGGCUGAUGGUCAGGAAGCAUCCUGAUGUUUCAGAGAAAGGAAAGACGGUCGAUAUGUCUGACCUUCUCCAGGAUCCAGUUCUGGUCUUUCAAAGGAAAUACUACAAGUACUUGAUGCCACUGCUGUGCUUUGGCUUCCCCACGGUGGUGCCAGUGUGGCUGUGGUCCGAGACAUGGAACAACGCUUAUCAUGUGGCUGCCAUGUUCCGAUAUGUCUAUCUGCUCAACUGUGUGUGGCUGGUGAACAGCGCUGCACAUUUCUACGGUCCCAGGCCUUAUGAUAAGAAUAUGGAGCCGAGGGAAAAUGUGACAGUAGCAGUGAUGACACUAGGUGAGGGUUGGCACAACUACCACCACGCCUUCCCUUGGGACUAUCGCUCCUCAGAGCUCGGUUACUUUCGCUUCAACUUCACCACCCGCUUCAUCGACUUCUGUGCCAGGAUGGGCUGGGCCUACGAUCUCAAGAGCGCUCCCCUUUCCAUGGUCCAACGGAGGGUCAAGCGGACAGGAGACGGAACAUACAAAAACCCCUUCCCAGACAGUGUUUGGGGCUGGGGAGAUAGGGACAUGACCCUGGAGGAUAAGAAGGAGGUUGUUGUCCUUCAUGGAAGGACAAUGCAAAAUAACAAUGUAGAGAAAAUUGAAAAACUUUGUAGAUAAUGCCAUUAGUUUGGAACUGUUUAGAACUAGAAGAGUUUCUUGAGUUAGAGAGAUUAGUUUGAUAGGUAUAGUUUGAUAAGUUACUACUUAGUUACCAAGAAUGAUACAGUACUGUGGAAAAAGUUAAUAUAAGUAAAAACCCCUUUCUAUUAUUAAAUAUUUUUAAAUAUAAUUUCAAAUAUAAAAUAAUAUGGGUGGCUUCAUAAAUACUGUGAAAUUUGUGAAAUUUUUAGUAAAUAACUAGCUGACCCGGUGAACUUCGUUUCACUUACCUCUUAACAUAAACCAUAUUAAUUUAAACCCUAAUUAUGUAUUGCAGAACCGG